Molecule: messenger RNA, 1285 nt
Organism: Camelina sativa (false flax)
Lineage: Eukaryota; Viridiplantae; Streptophyta; Magnoliopsida; Brassicales; Brassicaceae
Source: RefSeq, a predicted model, not a curated record
GUCAAAAUAAAAUUAGGGGUCUUCCUCGUUCUAUCUUCUUCUUCUUCUUCUACAUCUCCUCGGCCGUUUCCUCCGGAGGAUUCCGAUCCCUCUCUCUCUCUCUCUCUCUUUUAUCAUUUGUGUGCCUACUUUGGACUUGAACUGUUCUUCCUCAGAUUGUUUGAUUUGGGUUAUUCGUCUCCCUGUGGAAUAGAUUAUCGAGGAUCCAAUUUUUUAAAAAAAUUUUGAUCCAAUUUUUUCUUUUUUUUUUCUCAAUCGCCGCCAUGAGUUCCUCGAUCCAGAUCGUUGAUGAGCAGAUAUUGGAUCUUUUGCCUCUUCAACAUCAGGAUGAAAAGAAGACUCAAGAAGUGAGCAAUGAGCUGAGUUUUGGGAACCAUGGCGGCUGUUGUGCAAUCUGCUUGGAUACUAUACCUCUUCAAGAGACAGCUAUGGUUAAAGGAUGUGAGCAUGCUUACUGUGUGACGUGCAUACUCCGUUGGGCGAGUUACAAAGAGAAACCUACCUGCCCACAAUGUAAGCUUCCAUUUGACUUUCUCAAUGUCCACCGCGCUCUCGACGGAAGCGUUGAAGAUUUCAUGUUCGAGGAGAGUGUAUGCCUCCUCCUGAGGGCAGUGUGGUUUCAGCCACUUGAAGCAGUGGAGCGGGUUUCAGAUAGUGACAUUUUUAAUUAUGAUUUCGACAUUCCACCUGAGUAUGUAGCUGAGGAUGAGGAUGACGAUGACGAUGACCUUGACGAGUUUUAUUUGCAAGGUUCAAGUCUUCGUUUAGGAAACCGGAGGUGGGGUGACAAUGGCUUUGUCAGAGCAGGUCGCCAAGAAGCAAGGCCGGUCCAACAUAAGAACCGAGGUGGCCAGGCUUCUGGCUCUGAACCCGCCUCUUCAUCCUCACGUGAGCCAAAGGAUAGGACUAGCAGUGCCAUAACAGGAAGGCGUGCGAAGAGGGCAUUGAAGCGUGAAGCUGCGAACAAAGCUGCGGAAGCAGGAGCAGCUGCAAAGCACGAGGCCCUCUUGGUUAGGUUGGGAAGGAAGUGAUUCUGGUUGUAUCUCUGUAAUUACAUCAACCCCCAACCUAAAAUGCACUGACUUCCAUACUUCAGAAUCUGUACAUCAGUAGAAUUUAAUAAUGGCAGAACCACAAAAAGUUGCUGAACCUUUGUCGAAGAUCAUUUGCUAGAUUUGAUUUAUUUAGUCUACUACUUCUUAUCAUUUGCUUUACGAGUGAAUGUUACUGUGUCUUUUGAAUUGAGAAUUGAUCAUAUGGAAUGAGGAUUAAGUGGUUAUGGUAA